Hippopotamus amphibius kiboko is the source of this 3854-nucleotide messenger RNA. It is a transcript of the gene LBHD2, whose product is annotated as LBH domain containing 2. NCBI's taxonomy places the organism in Eukaryota, Metazoa, Chordata, Mammalia, Artiodactyla, Hippopotamidae. The transcript is spliced from 6 exons. Bases 3280 to 3603 code for a protein of 107 amino acids. The record is from RefSeq and is a predicted model, not a curated record.
GAAGGACUGGCGUGAAGCAGAGGAAGGGCAGACGACAACACUGUCCCCUAUGGUAGGCGGGGCGCUGUGGCCGGAGUGACCGCGUGGCCUCUGCGGCCGUGGCCUUGGACAGCGCUCUUCCUCCGCCGCUGCCUCGGUCAGCUCCGCGGUGGCACCGGCGCGGGGUCCCAGCAUCAGCUUGCCCGCCGCGCCCCCCCCACACCUGGGCUGCCUCUCUCGCUUCCGUCCCCACCUGUCCCAGGUCACCUGUCCUCCAGGCCCGGCCCGGCUGAGCCAGACCCCCACCAGCCCCUCUCCCUGCGGGGGGCGGGCGAGCGAGCGCCCGGGCCUCUGAAAUGGGGGCCAAGCCCCUUCCUCCCCCAGGGAGCAGGGUGUCGGCGCCGCGCGGGGGCCCCGGCGCGCGUCCGGCUCCGCCUCCCUUUCCCGGGGGAGCCCGCUCUCUCCGGGCCUCAGUUUGUCGGGCCGUGGCUGGGGGAGAGGCUGCAGGCGGCGGCGAGGAAGGCACGUCAACCGGGUCCCCCCUCGCUGGCUCCUGCAGCCGGAACCCGCGCCCGCGCCGGGGGGGGAGAACGACGGAAGGCCGGACACCCGGAGAGGGAGCCCGAGGGACAGAGCCGGGCAGGGCGCGCUGCGCGCGGCGGGAGCGGGACGCGGCCCCCGGCCGGCCCUCGACCUGCCCUUCCGGGGGCGGGGCUUGCGGGGGGCGGGGCGCCCCCAGGCGGGCGCGGGAGGGAGGGGAGCGGGCGCGCGUCGCCCGGGCCGGGAGGGGGCGCUCGAGAGGCGCACGGCCGCCCAGGGGAGCGCCCGGCCCGGACCCCUUUCCCCCCGCGCCCCGCCCCCGCCAGCCCCGCGCAGGUCUGGGGCAGGCCGGGGCGCCCCUGCGCUCGCCUCUCCAGCCUCCCCGAGGGGACAGUCCCCCCUACCCCCAGGCUCCGUCCCCCGACGGGGGCCGGCUCGGCGGAGGGACGCUGUGGCGGGGGCUGAGGGCGCCGCGGGCGGCCCUCGGGGCCCUGCGGACCUCGGGAAGGGCGCCCGUGCUUCCCGGGGCCGCCUCUGUUGGCGUGAUUCUCUUAUCACGGCAUCUAACCGCACUCGGGGGGCCGUCCCGGGCGGUGCGGUGCUGAAGAAUGCGCUGCCAUGCAGGGGCCGGGGGCUCGAGCCCCGCUCCCGGAAGAUCCCACGCGUGGCGGAGCGGCGGAGCCCGUGCGCCCCAGCGAAGAGGAGACGCCGCUCGCCGCCGCUCGCCGCCGCUCGGGGAGGCCCUCGCACAGCGGCGGAGACCCAGCGCAGCCAAUACAGAGGGUUUCUAAAAGAAGUAAAAGCUCUGAAAUCUGGUUAUUUACAUUAAAGAGAAAUGUCCCCAAACCUUGUGCAGCCAACCAGGCUUUAGGGGCUGGGGAUUUCGUGUCGGGGCAGCGCGGCCGAGAAUCCUGCCUCGGGGCCUUUCGCCCCAGCAGGUGACAGGAGUGGGAUGUUUUCUCCUGCCGGGCCGCCCUCCUCCCUCGCUGUCGAUCCGUCCCCCGGGCCCGUCCGUUCCUCCCCUGGGGUCAUUUACUUAAGACCCUCCGGCCAGCAGCCCACCAAGGGCAGACGGACCCCGUCCUGGGCCUGCCUCUCAGCACGUGAGGACAAAGUAUAGGAAGCGAGGUGCUCACGAUCAGGUUAACCCCUGAAUGUCCUUCUACCCUCGAGGGAGUCGGGGCUGUUGUACUCCAGGGUCGCCACAAGAGGGCGUCAAGAGCAACCCUUCCUGGCCGAGAGCCAGGAUUCCACCCGCGCGGAGCGCCCCCAGCCAGGCGCUGCCGUCACCUCCAUUCAAGCGCCGGAGGGUGCGUACAGGUGCGGGGCCGGAAAGCGGGUACCUCCAGCCUCACCAGGGCCGGGAAACAUCACAGGUGGUCGGUCCUUACUCUUCCUUUGGUACUCCCUCCUCUUACUGCGUUGGCCGGGCCUCCCGACGGCACACAGCAAAGGCCGGGCGCGGCCGGACACACGGCUCUCGCCUCCAGAUCCGUCCGUCUCCCGUGGACAAGGGCCCGCGGUGGAGGGCAGAAGGGGGGGGAGCAGAAUCGGAGGCUGGAGGCGAAGAUGGGCCCCAAGACCGACUGUGUGGGCUCAGAAGAGGGCCUCCAGGCCUGUCCCUGAAGAUACUCCUGUCCCCAGCCGGCGGCUCCACCGUGAGAGCUUUCAGCCUCAAAGGCCUUGAGCGCUUCCUGGGAGCCCUGUUAGGAGCCAGCGGGAGACAUGAGGCCCUUGACAGCUGACGCCUGGGGUGACAGCUCAUUAACAAGUGUCCCACGCUGCAGCCACCUUGCCCAGAUCAGCCUCUGCUAUCCUCCCGUGAUGCUGCCUCCCUGGUCCUCCUCCUUGGAAACUUGCACAAAGAGCUACAGCCAUUCCAUGGCCAGAAGAUGGAGGCACCAAGAUUUGGACACAAUAUACAUUUUUACACUGACACUUCUCUGGCCUGCUUCCUUUUUUUUCCUUAGUUUUAAUUUUAUUGUAGUAUAGUUGAUUUACAAUGUUGUGUUAAUUUCUUCUGUACAGGAAAGUGACCCAGAUAUAUAUAUAUAUAAAUUCUUUUUCAUAUUCUUUCCCACCAUGGUCUGUCACAGAAUACUGAAUAUAGUUCCCUGUGCUAUACAGUAGGACUUUGUUGUUUAUCCAUCCUAUAUACAAUAGUUUGUCUCUGCUAAUCCCAAACUCCCAUUCCCUCCCUCCCCUCCCCUCACUUGGCAACCACAAGUCUGUUCUCUAUAUCUGUGAGUUUGUUUUUGUUUCAUAGAUCUGUUGAUUUGUACCAUGUUUUAGAUUCCACAUAUAAGUGAUAUCAUAUUUAUACUUGUCUUUCUCUGUCUGGCUUACUUCAUUUAGUAGAAUAAUCUCUAGGUCCAUCCAUGUUGCUGCAGAUGGUAUUAUUUAAUCCUUUUUAAUGGCUGAGUAAUAUUCCAUUGUCUAUAUGUACCAAAGCUUCUUUAUCUGUACAUCUGUUGAUGAACAUUUAGGUUGUUUCUAUGUCUUGGCUAUUGUAAUGUUUCCCUUUUUUGAACCAUCAGACUGUGAAUUCAUCAGACUGUAAAUAUAGAUGGGAUCUUAUUCAUCUUGCUGACCCCAGAACCCAGCACUAGCACUGAGUGGAGAGUCUGCGGCUGGUGUCCAGGAGGCCUGGCAGGGCCUCUCUUCCCUUGCUGUGUGGUCUCUGGCCAGGCUCCCUUGCCCUUGUGCCUGGCCUGGGUGGGCGUGGCCAAGUGUGGGCAGGAGCCCGACAGUGGCAGCAGCAUGAGUGCCCCCCAGCCUGCCGUGCCAGAGCCGGGCCCAGCCCAGGAGGCUGGAGGCCCGGCAGGAAAGGCUAUGGUGGGUGCCCGGGAGAAGGGCCCUCGGCUGGGCCAGCGGCUGCCCUCAAUAGUGGUGGAGCCCAGCGAGGUGGGUGCCGUGGAGAGUGGGGAGCUGCGUUGGCCCCCGGAGGGCACCCAGAGGGGGUCCGCCCGGAGCCAGGCUGCUGCUGCCCCCUCACCGUGUCUUCUGGGAGCACCAGGGGAGGCUCCGGAUGACGCUGAGAGCAAGGGUGCCAGCUCCGAGGACCAGGCCCCCUGCACCCAGUGACAGCACAAGGCCAUGGCCAGAUUCUGCUCUCCCUGGGCUCUGACAGCUGAGAGGGCCUCAGCCCCAGAGCAGCUGGGCUGAGGCUUAGAGAGGCCCGGGCCUGCCCGGGCGCCCAGUGGGCAGAGCCGAGCCACCACCUCCUGCCUCACCAGGUCCACCAGCACCGCAGCCCCUGCUCUCUCCCGUCCCCGGCCCAGGGUCUGGACCACACCCCUCCUUGUUCUCUGGUUCUAAGCAGAAAUAAAGGCUCU